Messenger RNA from Aspergillus bombycis, 1626 nucleotides. RefSeq lists its product as uncharacterized. Lineage: Eukaryota; Fungi; Ascomycota; Eurotiomycetes; Eurotiales; Aspergillaceae. The record is from RefSeq and is a predicted model, not a curated record. The coding region runs from base 1 to 1626 and encodes 541 amino acids. The transcript has 2 exons.
AUGAUCACUGUGGCCCUCGCCGAGGUUAAACAUGAAUAUCAUGCCUUGUCAUAUACAUGGGGUGAUGACCUGCCGAGCAAGCCGAUAUCUAUCAACAACUAUACGGUUUUAGUGAGCGAGAAGCAACAUGACAUGCCUCUGCGAUACCAGGAUAUGGUAGAAAAUGACCCAAGGGAGGAGUUCCGCAUGUCCUUGCCACUCUGGGUCGACGCAAUCUGCAUUAACCAGGAGGAUAUCCCGGAGAAGGGCAGCCAAGUUGGUAUGAUGGGAUUGAUCUAUGAGUCAACGUAUUUAGUCCUGGCAUGGAUUGGAUCUGCGGCAGAUGACAGUGAUUACGCGGUGGGUGGGAUUGCGGCUCUGUCAUGGGAAAUUAUAACAGCAGCGCAGCAGGAUCAAGAACGACUCGCAGCUAUUCGGCCCGAGCAUAAACACCUGUGGCAGAAUGACGGGAGUGAAAGUUGGGAGCGCUUCUGCGACGUGGCUCCACGACAUGCGAGAGUCGCCCUGUCUGCCGCUUGUGGAUCCAGAGUUAUGGGACUGGAUAAGCACAGGUACUGGACAGAGGGGUUUAAGGUGGUCUACAUUCUACGAUUUCGGCCGUAUCAGGCCUCUAAUUGGGGCCCACAGAAACAUGGAAGCUCUGCAAGAACAUGGGUAAGACUACUUGAUUGGACCCAAAGCAGACAGGCAUCCGAAUCCCGAGACAAGCUGUUUAGCAUGAACGCACUGGCUUCUGGCGGAAUUAAACCGGACUAUACUCUAUCUUCCGAGGAUGUAUAUACCCAGUUUACCGCGCAAGUCGUUCUUGAAACGGGGCGAUUGGACCUCCCUUGGUACGCCGGUCAUGGCGCCCUAGCUGAGUCGAAAGAAGCCAUAGCGGAACACCCUUUAUUCUUGCCAUCUUGGGUACCUAAUUGGGAUGCCUUCUCCAAAGAUCCAAAGCGCGUUAUGGUAUUUAGCCAUGAUGUUACACCUUAUGGGGAAUGCCACAGGCUUGCUCCUCGUGCACGGCCUCAUUCUGUCAGCGGAUGUGCACUAAAUGCCUAUGGAGUUCAGUGUGACAAUGUGUCGAAAUGCCAUAGAUUUCAUGGUGAUCAAAGCAAAUUCAUGUUAUUUUGGCUGGAACAUGCUGGCAAAGCCCAGGACUCUCGACGCUACGUCACGGGAAUCCCGAUUCUCCAGGCUAUGGCAAGGCUACUACUGCUGGAUCUAGACCCGGAGACAGAAUUUAUAAAUAAUCUAUCGUGCGAGCCACGCCAAUUAGUCAAGGCGGUUGUACACGCCAGUGGGAUGUUCACGACAGACUCGAGGUCAGUACUAGAGGACUACGGCCUCACCAACCCCAGUAGCAUGGCCACUUACUUGGACCAAGAUUCGUGUACCGAGGACUUAUGGCAAGAUUACCUCUCUGCAAUUUAUCAAGCGGUCGCCAAUUCCUGUGCCACUCUAGCUCUGGCAGGUCGCAACCUAACAUACCGGUUAGAUACUAGUUUCUUCACCACUAACUCAGGUUACCUCCGUUGUGGUCCGUUAAAUAUGCGAAAAGAGGAUAGUAUUCCCAUCCUCUUUGGUUAUCCCCGUCCUGUUGUCUUGCGACGAGUCGAUUCACACUACAUCUACAUUUGA